UGAACUCAGAAAGCUUCUGAAGACAUUAAUAACUACCUUAAUAUAGACACGAGAGAAUGUCUCAUUAGACCCAAACAAAAUCUUUUGUUCAGUGGGUUUGGACUGUGAAAAGGAAGGUGAUUAACAUGAUGCUAACACAGUGGAACUUUCUGGAAAAAAGGUUUAACUUAGAGGUUAACUCAUGAUUCUUCAUUCCAAGUUCCAGACAGACAUGUCUUUAUGAUCAUCUCAGCAAAGCAGUGUGAGACAGUGAGAGGACGAUGGGUUGGUACUGAUUACUGUCAAACAGAGGGCAAGUGACAGAGCGUAGGAGGGUUCAUACAUAAAGCUAAAACCUUAUUAUCAUAAUAAAAAUCACCCCUGUCCCUUUCAAAUUAAACAUUUACAGCUAAACAAUCAACCAAUUGUUUAUUUUCAGGGAGAGUGACCAAAGUAAGAGGAAAGCACUCCCCAAGUCUUAUAAAAAUGAAUAGGAAACAAACACAACCACCGAGUUUUAGUACUGGAACCUCUGAUAAGAUGGAUGACCAAGUGCCCAAUCUCACCAUUGUGCUCUGCAGUUCUGCAGUUGACUUUGGAGAUCAGAACAUUCUGCUUGGACAAGAGCAGCCACCUUUAGAGAAAGCUGAUUUCCCUCUAAUUGCACCCAAACCAAGGAUGGUAUCAGGGUGUAACGUAUCUGUAAUCAAAAUACUUGGCUUGCAAGAGGCCGAACUUUAUCUGGACAUUGUAGACAAGAUUAUUGCCCACAAUAAGAAGUGUGGAGACAGAUGUCACACCUGCAGCAAGAGCAUGAACAACCAAUCAGAGAUGAGAACACUGCUGGAGAAGAUUGACCAUCUGGUCUCUGAAAACAAGCAGUGCUGCUACACUGCUGAGAUGUAUAAGACUGCACUUUCACUUAGACAAGACAUGCAAGACAUCCAAAGCCAGCAAUAUGACAGACGAGAUCAGUAUGAAGGAGUUGAGCAGCUCUUUAAAAGACUUCAUCUACUGGAAAAUCUAAAUCACAAAAUGAAACCCACAGAUAUUCUUCAAAUAACUAAACAGCCAUUAGAAUGCCAAGAGCCUGGUAGACAUUUAGUUCAAACCUUCCUACAGAAGCUCAUGAUGAUGGACUACAGAGCAAGAUACUUUACUGCAGAUGAUGAAACCAAUGGACAUUCAAUAGAUGACAUUCAACUAGAUACUGAGAAUGAAGACUAUAACAGCCUUUCAGAUUUUUUUGAGACAAAUUCAACAACUCCUGAUGAUGUAAACAAAGAACAUCUUAUUCAUCCCAUGGAUAUCCAGAUGGCAGUUUUCCACUGCUCAGAUAGUUUCCUAAAGCAGCACAUAGUGACUAAACUGUCCCAGUGUCAGUAUGCUCUGCCUUUACUAGUGCCUAAUCCCUUCACCAGAGAGAUUGAGUUUCCUCUUUGGGCAUUUAGACACAUCAAGAAGAGUUGGAAGACCACUGACACCUCUGGUAAAAAGACCACUUUAGAUAAACCAAUUUAUGAUGCUGAAACUCCAAUGUUGGCAUUUUUCAGGCUUGGCUCUGUGUCCCUAUCCAAGUCUCAUCUGAUGAACAGCCUGAUCAAUGAAAGACACAACACCUUCUUUGACAGACACUGCCCAGGCAGCAGCAGAAACUGUUUACUGAUGGAUGGACUGGUGGAGAUUGCCUGGUACCUCCCAUCUGGAACAAACAACGAUAUUUUCAAUGAUUGUGUAGCAUUCUGUAAUCUCCGUGGUGAUGCAAAAACUAAUAAGGAACAACUGGAGAUUCUGGUUGGAAAGUCAUCUGCGAAUAUUGUAUUUUUAGAAGAACAAGAAGACACUACAAAUAAUUCAAUAUUGCUUAAACUAAUUAAAAGUGAAACACCAUUAGUUUGCUUAGUAUCUAAGCAAUCAGGUGCUAAUUCACAGAGAAACCUGAAAUUCAAAAUUUGUCUUGAAAACAGAAAUCAGCAUCAAAUAAUAACUGAUCUCAAAAGAAUAAUCAAAACUUGUCUAAAAUCAGCCUCAACUGUUUCUUUUAGACUUGAAAAUGUGGCCAAAAGCAAUGCGAUCAGAGUAGAUGAGAAUGCUCAGGAAUUCCAGGAAGGCAGAGAAGCAGCUUUGCAGAUAAUGACGCUGCUGGAUGGAAAGGACCUGUCUCAAAUGAAGGAGAAAUAUGUGCCCUGUCAGGGGAAACUGUGGCAUGACUGGUCCCAGAAAAACAAGGAACUACACAGACUUCAAGGGGUCAAUUUAGAAAAGCAAAAGUGUAGAAAACACACUGAAAUGAAACAGAUUCGUCAGCAAUAGCAUAAGAAUGGGCUCGCAGAAUUUAUGGAGUUCUUCAUUCACACACUGACUUCAACCACAGAGAAUAAGAAAAACUUUUUCCUGAAAUUGCUUGGGAUCCUGCUGGACAACUGCACUGCAGAUAAUCUACUUCAUCUUCCUCAUGCAUGUGAUGAAAAAUCCUCAGUGGAUUCAGACCUUAGAAAACAGGAUAAAUCCAAAAAAAUAAAUGAAUGCAAAAUCAAACAAAUUAAUGCUACAGCGUUUGGUUUGGAACACAUACUCAGGGAGAUAGGUCAGAUAUAUGAGUCAUCAAUGUUUAUACAAACCAGCCAAAAUGACAAGGAAAUAGAUGACUUCUCAUUUCUCCCCAAGCUUGUAGCAAAGAUCAUGUUGUCAGGAUAUCCACUGGAGUUGAUGGAUGGUGAUGCUGCUCAUGUUCCUCUGAUGUGGAUUUCAGCAGUUCUAGAUGAACUUAUCAAGAUCAUGGGAGACCAGAGAGUCUUUGUGCUGUCAGUCUUGGGGAUCCAGAGUUCUGGGAAAUCCACCAUGCUGAAUGUCAUGUUUGGACUCCAGUUUGCAGUCAGUGCAGGUAGGUGCACCAGAGGAGCCUUCAUGCAGCUGGUCAAAGUGUCAGAGGAGAUGAAGGAAGAACUGAAGUUUGACUGCAUUCUAGUUGUUGAUACUGAAGGGCUUCGAUCAAUUGAGCAUGCAGAGACAUCUACAAGGCAUCAUGACAAUAAACUUGCCACAUUUGUCAUAGGUCUUGGAAAUAUGACUUUGGUCAACAUUUUUGGAGAGAACCCUGCUGAGAUGCAGGACAUCCUUCAGAUUGUUGUUCAGGCCUUGCUAAGGAUGAAGAAAGUCAGACUGAACCCCAGCUGCAUGUUUGUGCAUCAGAAUGUUGGUGAUAUUUCAGCUGGUGAGAAAAACAUGGAAGGAAGGAGAUGCUUGCAGGAGAAACUGGAUGAAAUGACAAAACUGGCUGCCAAAGAAGAAGACAGUGAAGCUAAGUGUUUCAGUGAUGUCAUCACAUUCAGUGUACAAGAGGAUGUGAUGUAUUUUGCACAGCUGUGGGAGGGUAGCCCCCCCAUGGCACCACCAAACCCAUACUACAGUGGAAACAUUCAAGAGCUAAAGGGAAACAUUCUCUCAAAAAUGUCAGCAUCUUAUGUUUGGAAACUGUCACAAUUCAAAUCCCAUAUUAGCAAUCUAUGGAAUGCUAUUCUGAAUGAAAAUUUUGUGUUUAGCUUCAGAAAUACUCUAGAGGUGGCAGCGUACAGGAAAUUGGAGCAUGAGUACAGUAAAUGUACUUGGAGUCUAAGGAGUACCAUGUUGGCAAUUGAGAACAAACUACAUAACAGGGUCAUUAAUAAUUUUUCUUUAAAGGUUGAGGAAAAAGAUAUAGUGGAGGAAAUAAAAGAGACAAAGACAGGUGUGGAAAAGUCAAUCAAGAAUAUCUUUGAUGAAGACCAAGAUAAAGAAAUUUUGAUCCAGUGGCAAGAAAGAUUUGAGAAAAAAAUUGAAGGUCUUCAUUAUGACCUUGUGAAAGAAACAAAGAGAAGGCUGGAUGAAGUUACUCAGUUGAAAUUAGCAAGAGAAAAGGUAGACUGUGAAAAGUCAAAUAAUGAGAAUGAGCUUUUUAAAUUGAGCAAAGAGCUUGCAUAUAGUAUGAAAAAUAAAGGAAUGGAUGAAGAUGACCUGAAGAAAGAAUUUGAAAAUGUGUGGUCCAACUGGGUCAUGAAGCUCACACAAAACACACCAUCCCUUGGAGACAUUGAUUUCUGGACUGAUGUCACACGGGCAAUUUCAGAAACCUAUGAACUACAUUUUGUUUGUGAGCGACAAAAUCAGGCUGUGUAUAAAAACAUUGACACCAUAGGAUAUUAUACAGACUACAUUAUUCUUAGCAAAAACCAAGAGAUUUGUCAAGAAAAUCCACAAUCAACAGUGAAACAUAUACAGGAAGAUGAAAUUAAGAUUACUGUCAAUGUUCAUGAUUAUACAGUCAAAUGUGACAUGUAUGGUCCAUCAGAAGAGAACUGCAGAACGAGUACCUUAAGAGAAGUUAACAGCUCAUUAAGCCUUCUAACUGAACGCAUUAUCAAAGAAGCUAAACAAGAGAUUCAGAGGAAACCCAUUGUAGAACGUGGAUACAAUCACAUCUACAUUCCAGAAAUAAUUGCCUCUAUUAAAAAUAAAGUAAAAGAGCAUGAAUCUAAGAUCUAUAAAUAUAAACUCAAAAGGGAAUUCACAGUAGAUCUAUGCCUCUAUGUGUGUACCUUUGCUGUUGACCAAUUUGCUGGCCUAUACAAGAAAUUCAAGGAAGACAAUGAUGUAAGAGAGUAUUUGAAGAGGCAGCAGUCUCAGUACUUCAACAUCUUCAAGAACUACUGCAGAGGUGCAACCUCUACAGCUGUGUUUGGUGAGUUCAUUGUGGAGAAACUUGAGCCUUCCAUCCUGCAGGCAGCAUAUGAUCAAACUGCCAUUGAUCUGACUGAGAAAAUGAAAUGUGAAGUUCCAGCCUUUAGUGGAAACCGGUCGAACCUAGAAAAACACAUUCUGACAUCACUAGCUGAAGAGGAGAAUUUUGAGAAUUAUAUAGAAUACAUUCACAAACCCAAAGAGCAUUUUAAUGGCUUCAUUACAAAGGAGGUAAACAACUACAUUUUUAAAGAAAAUUGUCCAGAAGCUCUGAAAACUAUCAAAACUAACAUCAAAUCUAAGGGAAAGUGUGUUAUAGAUGCUGUGAAUGAAACAACAAAGGAAGUCAAAAACAAUGAUGGCGAUAUCAACAUUUGGCUGCAGUAUUUAUCCAGAAAACUAAAAGAUGAAGUUCAAUUUAAAGAAAAAUCUUGUAUCAAUCAGAAUGAAAUUACAGACCUUGACUUUCUUCAAAAUGUUGUAAAUAAAGGUCUAACUAGCAGCAUGUUAAAACUAUGCAAUAGCAUUAUAUGCAGUUCUGACCUCAGACUGGAAAUGUUCAGGAAAAAACCUGAUCAGAUUCUAAUAGAGCAUCUGUGCCGAUGCUGCUGGGUGCAGUGUCCAUUCUGUAAUGCUAUCUGCACCAACACAAUGGAGGACCACGCUGGAGAUCACAUGGUCAAUUUCCAUCGCAACUGUAGAACCAAUGGUGCCAGAUGGAACAUCACUCCUGAUAACUCUGAGAUGCCAUACUGGAAGUGGUUUGUUUGCAGGUUUCAGGAAGACCUGGAAAAGCAUUACAAGAAACAGUUCAAGGGCCCUGGGGAGAUUCCAGAUGAAUGGAAGACCUGUACUAAAGAUGAAGCUAUUAGAAGCUUAAAUGUGUUGUAG
Electrophorus electricus (electric eel) is the source of this 5586-nucleotide messenger RNA. The record is from RefSeq and is a predicted model, not a curated record. NCBI's taxonomy places the organism in Eukaryota, Metazoa, Chordata, Actinopteri, Gymnotiformes, Gymnotidae.